AUGAGUCCGCCGACGACUGUCGCCGUUAUUGGCGCUGGAAGCACGGGCUUGUCUAUGCUCAAGACGCUUCGCGAGGAUGGAUUCCAAGUUACUUGCUUUGAACGGAGGACUCAAGUGGGCGGGUUGUGGGCCUAUACCACCGACAAGUCCAUGACGACCGCGUUGCGCACGACGGUCGCAAAUAUCAGCAAGUAUACUUGCGGCAUGUCGGACUUCCCUAUGCCUGAUAAAUAUCCUCAUCACCUGAGUCAGGCAGACUUCCAAGAGUAUAUGGAGUCUUACGCCAAGCAUUUCGACAUGCACAAAGAUAUUGUUUUCGGAGCCUCUCUGAAGCAAGUAGUCCGAACUCUGGAUGACACCAAAUGGCGCUUGGAACUAGAAAAGGAUGGCAAAAUCAUUUAUGAGGAGUUCGAUAAAGUAGCCCUUACUCAUGGGUACCAGACCCAGGCAAUUACGCCAACGUUCGAAGGCCAAGAGAAGUUCGAAGGUACUUUUAUUCACGCGCAGCAAUACAGAUCAGCGGAGGACUUCAGAGGCAAGAAGGUAGUGAUGGUUGGGCUUGGCACCACGACUGGGGACGUUACUGCUGAGCUCAUUCCUGUCGCUUCGAAAGUCUACGCUGCGCACCGGCGGGGCUCUCUCAUUGUCAAACGAUGGCGGAAAGGCACCCCUACUGAUCUCGUUGUCAGUUGGCGAAAGCGGCAGAUCAACAACUGGCUUCAGAAGAACUUCCCGGACGCAGCAAGUUGGGUUGCGGAUAUUGCGCUCCGAUUCUUGUUGAGGCAGGUAUGGGGAAAGUUUGAUCCUGUCUGGCGGCUAGAGCCUUUCCCUUCAGUGUUUCUGUCCCUGCCGUCUUCCUCGGAGACUCUCAUACCAGCGCUUCGGGAUGGGUCUUUGACAUCUCUUUGGGGAUUGAAGCGUUUCGUUGGGCCUCGCUCAAUCGAGUUCGACGAUGGGACCAUAAUUGAGGAUGUCGAUGCCGUAAUAUGCUCUACCGGCUACAAGGGUGACUUCGGCGUGGUUCCAUUCCUGGAGAAGAGCCGGCCGGCUAACUAUCAUGGCGAGGAACUCGCACGACUCUGGAUGAAUAUGUUUCCGACGCAGUAUGCUGAUUCUUUAUGUAUGCUCUGCCAUUCAUCCUACGGAAAGAGUAAUGGGUUCUCGUUUUGUGAUGUCCAAUCCAUGGCGGUAAGCAACGUUUGGCGUGGAAUUCACCCCCUGCCACUGCGCAGAGAAAUGGAGAAGUGGGUCGACGAGCAUCAAGAAUGGCUUGCGACGCGCUGGAGAUUGGACGACAAAAUCGACACCUCUAUGGUCAGGACAUGGGAGUUUCAAAACUGGAUUCACGAAGCGGCCGGCACGGGUAUGGACAAUCUGGGCUGGGGAUGGAAGGGAUGGAGGUUUUGGUUCAAAGACCCGAAGAUGUCCUAUCUGAUGAACAAUGGUAUCGACACAGCACACGCAUUUCGGUUCUUCGAAACGGGAAAGAGAAAAACAUGGUCUGGAGCGAGAGACGCCAUCAUCCACAUGAAUGGGCUUGUGAAGCAGUUUCCUCUUCAAGAGAAGAGGAACCAAUGA
Molecule: messenger RNA, 1578 nt
Organism: Truncatella angustata
Lineage: Eukaryota; Fungi; Ascomycota; Sordariomycetes; Amphisphaeriales; Sporocadaceae
Product: putative dimethylaniline monooxygenase
Exons: 5
Coding region: 1-1578 (525 amino acids)
Molecular function (GO): N,N-dimethylaniline monooxygenase activity; NADP binding; flavin adenine dinucleotide binding
Source: RefSeq, a predicted model, not a curated record